AUGCCCGUCCUCCUCCCUAUAGAGCUCAUCGAUCACAUCAUCCACCAAGCGGUUCACACCGCACAAUCACAUCCAAAAGGGACAUCAUCCAUUGCACUCAUAUCACAUCGUUAUCGCACCAUGUUAUAUAGGGAGCGCUUCUCCUCAGUUGCCUUCAUGGACUGGCCGACUGAUUACAACAAAGACAAAUUUACGUAUCGCAUACUUGGACUGGCCAAACUUGUUGCUGAAUCUAUCCAAUAUCCGAGGAUGCGCGGUGUACACACAUUUAUCACAUCAUUCUCACUCAUUGCAUGGCCCUAUAGAGAAAUCCUUAAUGAUACAUCGCAAAUCUCACAAUCUUUAAUCACAAUCCUCGACAACCUGUUCCGCGACCCGUCGUCACUAUCAUCCAUCCCAUAUCGCACUCUGACGCUAAGGACACCACAUGGAUGGCCCAAGAACAAAGCUUUAGCUGCUUCACUUCGCUCGAUGAUCAAAACAUCGCACAUCAACGCCCUUUGCGUGGAUGACGAUUCUCAUUUGCCGUCUGAUAUCAUCCUCGGAUGCAACAUUGAGCAUCUAACAAUCAAACGCGGCUUUUGCCUGGACAGGAAAUUCAAAAGUGGGGCUCAUAAUUCCUAUUUUAAUCCUGUUCCUCUAAAGUCUUUGACAAUCACUGGAGUGUAUGAGAGCGAAUUCGUGUUUCACAAUAUUACAAUGGUUAUAUGUGGCCAGAAUUUUCCGGCACCGGAUAUGUUUGCUCAUCUGACAACCCUGGCUAUAUACAAAUCCUUUCCAGAUCUCAUCGCAUGUGUAGUAAACAACACAAACAUAUUAGAAUCUCUAACAAUUCAAUUUUUACAAAGACUGUUACCCUGUGAUGCGGCCAAAAUACCUCGUAUCCAUUUCAAGUCAUUACAACAUCUAAAAGCGCUCAACAUCUCAUACCUGAGGAAAAUAGACAAAGAAACACCGCCAAUAACACCCAUCGCAUUCUUCCAACACGAGGAUCCACCACCGCUUCUCGAAAAAUUCACUUUGAAAAUAACAUUAGUCAACUCUUUUCCACCUCCCUUCCGCUCACCGGAGGAUGACCUCAACAGCGCCAUACAAGAAAAACACGAAAUCUCACAAUGGGACAGGUACCUCUCUUCCCUGAAGCCACUCUGCAAUCUGCACACAAUCACUGUAGACCUGCUCAUUCGACGCCUUGUAUGCUUUCCUGGAGAGAUUCAGUGCUACCCAAGCUGGAGCGAUACAUGGUGCCCCUACUUUUCCGAUGCGUUUGUGAAGUGCAAUAGGGUGUAUAAGGCUGUACAUGUGACAGUGCGCGCGGACACGAUCUUGCAUGCAAAGGUCAAGAAUCCAGAAUAUUUUUACCGGGCGUUCUGCAAGUUAAGAUAA
Molecule: messenger RNA, 1386 nt
Organism: Psilocybe cubensis
Lineage: Eukaryota; Fungi; Basidiomycota; Agaricomycetes; Agaricales; Agrocybaceae
Exons: 2
Coding region: 1-1386 (461 amino acids)
Source: RefSeq, a predicted model, not a curated record